CUGGCGGAACCCUGGUGGGGUAGAAAUGGCGCUUACCAUCUCUAUCCUCCAGCUGGCCGUCUGCAUCCUGGCAUUUCCCUUGUACCUGCUGAAUUUUUUGGGCUUGUGGAACAGGUUCUGCAAAAAAUUGUUCCCCUACUUCUUGGUGAGGUUCUCUGUGAUGUACAAUGAACGGAUGGCAAGCAAGAAGCAGGAGCUCUUCAGCAACCUGCAAGACUUUGUGGGCCCCUCUGGGAAGCUCUCUCUGCUGGAAGUGGGCUGUGGUACCGGAGCCAAUUUCAAGUUCUACCCACCCGGGAGCAGGGUGACCUGUAUUGACCCAAACCCGAACUUUGAGAAGUUCUUGAUCAAGAGCAUUGCUGAGAACCGACACCUGCAAUUUGAGCGUUUUGUGGUGGCUACUGGGGAGAACAUGCACCAGGUGGCCGAUGGCUCUAUGGAUGUGGUGAUCUGCACCCUGGUGCUGUGCUCUGUGCAGAACGAGGAGCAGAUUCUCCAAGAGGUGUUCAGAGUGCUGAGGCCGGGAGGGGCUUUUUAUUUCAUGGAGCAUGUGGCAGCUGAGCAUUCGACCUGGAGUUACUUCUGGCAACAGGUCCUGCAACCUGUCUGGUACCUUGUGUUUGAUGGCUGCAACCUGACCAGGGAGAGCUGGAAGGCCCUAGAGCGGGUCAGCUUCUCUAAGCUGAAACUGCAGCACAUACGGGCGCCAUUGUCCCUGGAGGUGGUGUGCCCUCACAUCUACGGAUAUGCCGUGAAAUAGCGUGUGCUGGCACUACAGAGCUGAAUGGCUCAAAUAAUUCAAGGCUUCAGUUUUACACCUAAAAUACUAAUUGGGAGAGGGGAAACCUUUGUUUUUAGGUAAAGUUGAAUUUCAUCCUUAGAAGUUUCUGUUAUAAACUAUUUAGCCACUUUCUAUUGUCUCCCAAGGAAUCGAAAACAAAACAGCUUUGAACUCUCUCUUGAAAGGAAAUGGUAGGCUUUCAUAAUUGAAGUCCGUCAUCACUCCCAAACCUAUUCAUUCAGUGAUGUGCAAACUUUUCCAAUUGUCUUAUUUAAAUUCUUACGCAACAGAUUUUCAUUUCAUCUCCCCUUUGAGAUCUCAGUGCUAAGAAGUAGUUAAAUCACUCAAGACUAUAAUUCACAUACUGAAUAAAGAAAUUCUACCUAAUUUUAAAACCCAAGUCUAAGUAGCACAGACUUCUUGAAAAAGAAAUCUUACCCUAUUCAUUAUUUUUAGUGUCACUGGUCUGGCUUUCAGAAUUAACAUACCAGGCUGACGCACGUAGUUCUGCCCAGCUUUGUUACACCUUUCUACUAUUCCACCAAUGCUUGUUUUCUUGCAUUCCAGUCCUCAAUUCUUAAGCUGAAGACUGUACUUGAUACUUUAGUAUAUCCAUAAAACUAUUUGAGGUAGUUAAGGUUCUUGGGUUCAUUUCCUUAUUAUUUGGCACAUACUUUGCAGGCAAGGAAAAAGGCCCACUGUAAUUAGGAAAACCUUGUAUAAUUAGGUACACUAUGUAAGAGCCCCUAAAAAGCAAGCAAUCUGUAAGUCUGUAAAGUAGUAAACAAGUAUUUUUUGUAUUAUUCUGAUCAAAUUCCACUCCUGUUCCAAGAUGAUUUCUUUGUUUUUGCAAUUAUGGAAACUGCGAAAAUCAUCACAAGUGCUUUGAAAACAAGUGCUAUUAGGUGAGUCAGUCAGAGGGUUUAAGAAUAGGAUUUUCAGCAGUAGUUAGAAUGUAUUUUAAUAAAUGUAGUAUAUUUUCCGAUAUGAUUUGCAAAAGUACUAUUUUAAAUAUCAAAUCAACCAAUAAAUCUACAUUCAUUUUAGAAAUAA
This is a messenger RNA of Cynocephalus volans (Philippine flying lemur), 1834 nucleotides long. RefSeq names its product thiol methyltransferase 1A (gene TMT1A). The coding region runs from base 26 to 760 and encodes 244 amino acids. Gene Ontology annotation, molecular function: S-adenosylmethionine-dependent methyltransferase activity. The record is from RefSeq and is a predicted model, not a curated record. The transcript has 3 exons. NCBI's taxonomy places the organism in Eukaryota, Metazoa, Chordata, Mammalia, Dermoptera, Cynocephalidae.